CCACAUCAGCAGUGUCACAUCAGCAGUGCCACGUCAGACACAGUGCCACGUCAGCAGUGUCAUGACAGACAGUGCCAUGUCAGCAGUGCCACAUCAGACAGUGCCACGUCAGACAGUGCCACGUCAGCAGUGCCACAUCAGACAGUGCCACAUAAGCAGUGCCACGGCAGACACUGUGCCACGUAAGCAGUGCCACGGCAGCAACAUGACGGGCCUGCCAGGCCAACUGGCCAACGAGUCCAUUGCCGACUACAAACAGCGUUUCCAGGCUCAGCUCGCUCUCAUCGAGGCUGAGGAACAACGCCAGCUGGCAGCCAAGGCUGCCCAGCUACAGGCUGAAGAAGCGGCAGCAGCUGAGAAGCAGCGGCUUCAGGCCGAGGCAAAUGCAGCUACCCAGGCUCGCCGCAAGGAAGCCCAGGAGCUGCUGCAGCGGCAUGAAGCAGCCAGCAUUGAGAGACUCAAGUUCUGGCACUUUGAACCCAACGGUGACGAUGCGACACCAGAGGAGCAGCAUAAGGAGUUCAUGGCCAAGCUCGUGACCAGGCUGGUCUACACGUGUAACCACCUACAGUCCGAGCCGGCAAACCUCCAGGGGGCCAUGCGGAACCAUAAGACGCAGCACGAGGAUGCCACAGGGGCACUGGACGCCCGUGUACAGGACUUCGAACAUCCACCAAGACCAGAUGUUGGGGCUUCCAGCAGUGCACCCUCUAGCCGCCAACUGGAGGAACGCGUUGACCACGUAGUGGCAAUGCUCGGCGACAUCAGCACCUUCGCUGCGCCGACCACCAUCAGCAGUCAGCUGCAUACCUUGAAGACCGAGGUCCAGCAGUUGCAGUCGACGAACACAAAUGACAAUCCUAAGAUGUACAAGAUGUCAACUUUCCAACUGGAAAAGUUCAACGACUACACGCAGCAGGAUCCGGUCCUCUGGUGGGAAGCAUUCACGACGCAACUCAGGAUUCUGCCUGUCGCUAAGCAUGCGUACAUCGGCGCCCUGUUCUUGAACUCAGAGGGCGGAUGCCAGACCUGGUUGACCCACCUGGCAACCUCCCACGGCGUCGACGUACCAGACUUGAAGGACAAGAUCACAUGGGAGGAACUGACACGGUUGUGGAAGAAGCGGUUCAUCGUCGACGACGCGCCGGCACUCACCAUCAACCGCCUGUUCACCAUGUCACAGGGCAACACAGCAACACGGGACUGGCUCACGGAGUGGCAGAAGAUUGUGGCAGUGCCCAAUCAGGACUUGCCAUUCACGCACCUACGCCGUGAGUUCUACAACAGUCAGAGUUUGGAAGAGCAUGUGGAACACCUGCGCACCGUUUUGGAGCAGCUACGACAGGCCAAGUACAAAGCAAACCGCGACAAGUGUGAGUUCGCACAGCAAGAGCUGGAGUACUUGGGCCAUUAUGUGACGCCGAAAGGCAUCCGUCCGCUCGCGGACAAGAUCGAGGCCCUACGACCGCCAAAGGUGCCAUUCGUAUUCGAUGACAACACACGCCGAUCAUUUCAAGCACUUAAGACGGCUAUGCUCAUGGCACCCGUUCUUAGCAUCUAUGACCCCACCCUGCCGACGAGAGUGACUACGGACGCUUCCGACUAUGGCAUUGGGGCAGUCUUGGAACAGCAUGAUGACGACGACUGGCACCCUGUGGAGUACUUCAGCCACAAAGUGCCUCUCUUCCACUCGCUUGAUGAUGCAAGGAAGAAGGAGUUACUCGCGUUUGUCAUGGCUCUCAAGCGAUGGCGACACUUCCUCCUUGGGCGUCGUAGGUUCACAUGGGUUACGGACAACAAUCCAUUGACCUACUACAAGACGCAGGAUACGGUGAGCAGCAUGAUCGGACGAUGGAUGUACUUCAUCGACCAGUUUGACUUCACACCGAAACAUCUUCCCGGCCUCUCAAAUCGCGCAGCAGAUGCACUCUCGCGAAGACCUGAUCUUUGCGCUAUGACACAUCAUGCCUUCGCAUUCGACGAGGAGCUUCAGCGACAUUUCAUCCGGGCAUAUGAGUCUGAUCCGGACUUCGCCACGCUGUAUGCACAGAUAUCUUCGGAUCACCCGCCGGCCAGCCACUAUCGCAUUGUCGACGAGUACUUGCUCCUCCACUCGAGAGGCAAGGACUUACUAUGUGUCCCACGCGACCGACUUCUUCGGACUCGCCUCCUCGGCGAGUAUCAUGAUUCACGACUCGCCGGCCAUUUCGGAGUCAACCGCACUAUUGCACAGCUUCGACAGCGAUUCCGAUGGCCCGAUCUCAUUACAGAUGUCACGCAGUAUUGCGACUCUUGCGAAGUUUGUCGACGCAGCAUGCCCCGCAACCGCAAUCUCUACGCCGAGUUACGCCCGAUGCCUAUCCCACGGGAACCUGAUCUCUCCAUUGCCAUGGACGUCACCGGUCCGUUUCCCCGCGACCGGCUCGGGCACGACGGCAUCCUCACAGUGGUGGACCGAUUGAGUAAGUACGCGCGUUUUCUUCCUUGCAAGUACAACUCCACGGCUCCCGAGUUGGCACGCCUCCUGCACACUGGUUGGAUUUGUGGCCACGGUGUACCAGAAGACAUAGUCAGCGACUGCGACACUCGUUUCAUGUCGGCAUUUUGGACUGCUCUCAUGCAGGAGUCCGACACGAAGAUGAAACCAAGUUCGGCUCGGCAUCCACAGACGGACGGGCAAACAGAGCGGGCACAUCAAACCGCUCAAAUGAUGCUUCGUACGCUCAUCCGUCCGGACCAGAAAGAUUGGGUUGACCGCCUCCCCGACAUCGAGUUCGCCUACAACACUUCGGUGCAUCCGGCGAUCGGCGUGACUCCAUUCGAGUUGCACCACGGUGGACGGAAAGGCCGGAUCUUYRYHGACCUUCUCCUCCCUCGACCAGCCGACAUUGACGCUGCCUGCUCUCCCGCUUCCAUCCGGAAGUAUAGGGAAUUGUUGACUCAAGCCCGCGCAAACAUGCAAAAGGCUCAAGUCCCCAUGCAGCAGCAAGCCAACAGGUGUCGCGUACCAUGUCCCAUCCGCGCCGGUGAUCUGGUUUGGGUCUCCGCGGAAGAGUUUGCACUGGAACAGGAUGUUUCACGCAAACUGCUUCCCAAGUGGUUUGGACCUUGGUCUGUGACAGCAGCCGCGGGCGAUGAGCCUGAUGGCCCUUCAUUUGUGAUCAACAUUCYAGAGCAUCUGACGGUCCAUCCGGCCUUCCACGCCUCGAAGCUGGCAACAUACACGCCAGCCAAGAGCGACGACUUUCCGGGCGGACAAUCGCAGGACCCUCCUUCUAUGGAUGGUCAUCAGGAAGUUGACCGCGUCAUCWCCGAUCGCAAGUACGGCAGCAAGCCGCGGCAGUACAAAGUCACAUUCAAAGCAUGCGAUCGCGACGACACUCGGUGGAUUUCAGACGCAGAUUUGAAAGCAUCCGCACCGCUGAUCUACGCGCAUUAUGAAAAGCGGAGGUUAGCUCAGGAAGCUUCACGACCAGCCCCUCCCACCCGGACUGCGGUCCCUCCCUCAGACAGAGAGCUUCGCCCUCGCAGGUAAGCUCGGUUCUUCAAGGAGGGGGGGGGUGUGGCAUAUUGCGUAGCCACACGGGCCCUGCAGGGCCCGUCCCGGACAUUCAGCCUA
This is a messenger RNA of Chara braunii, 3619 nucleotides long. NCBI's taxonomy places the organism in Eukaryota, Viridiplantae, Streptophyta, Charophyceae, Charales, Characeae. The record is from the annotation of a GenBank genome assembly.